AUACAGGGAAGUUUGAAGUUCCCGCUGUAGAGCGCGGCAGGCUCAGGUGUAGCGUGCGGUGGGCGGGGCUUGUGUAACUCCAAGCAACACACUUACACACACACACACACUGGGCAACACACAGCCUGGACUGAGGACUGCGGGCAUUGCAAUGCUGGACAGGGAUAUACACAUUACAAUACACAACUGCUUUAUCCACACACACUUGCAGUGCAAUGCAAAGGUAGAGUACACUUGCAGCAUACACACAAUUACUGAUAUAUAGCACAGACCCACAACCUGUACCUGUUACCUACACAUUGCUUUCUAUAUACAGGCAGAACACAACUUCUCCACAGCUACACACACAACCAUUGUGUAUAGACACACACAGACCCACAAUAGUGGUAUCUGGGGAUAUCUGCCUCAUACACACUGCUAGAAACUUCUUUACAGCUGCUGCAAACAUUAGACCUAUUCCCAGGCCAGCGUACAACUAGAAUACAGGCUCGCUGUCCUCCAUUUAGCUUCCACACUCACAUUUGCUGCAUACUAGUACAACCUGUGUGUACAAAAUCUGCUGUACUGCACAUGCUGCCAUCUGACACGUCCAGCACACUCUAAGUGUCUUCAUUGAUCAAGGCAGGUGUGCAACUGCUGCAUACACAGUGCGGUGAGGACACACAGCUGUGUACUAGCUUGCAGCAUUGCUAUAGUCCUGUACAGCUCUAUCGCACAUCGCAGUAUAGAUAUAGACCUGGUACUGUCACCCAAUACACACCACGGGAUGCAGCUAUAACGCCGGGCACAGCAGGGUAUCGGUUGCGCACACUCGGAGGUCAUUGAUACCAAUAUUUUUAUAUUUUCAAACACUCUUGCAUAGUGGGAGAAGCUGAGUUUGUUUAGAUUCCACUUCUGAUUACCUUGGAGAAAUCGUAUCCACCGGGUACAGUGCGCCAUCAUGCAGGCAACAGAUUUGGGCAGCAGAGAGACGGGCAAGAUCUGGCACAGGAAGCCCACGCCGACCUCCAGUGAUGGGAUUAUAGUGAAUCUAAUGCAUGGAGCUGCAGCUUCUCACACCCAGACAAAGCGGUUUCUGCAAGUAGCAUUUGAUGAAGUUGGCGAUUGCUUCCUCGCCGGCGAUCACUUAGGAAACAUCUAUCUGUUCAACCUAAACACAAACAGGUUUGAUCUGGUCCAGAAAACGAUGCAGGCUUGCACAGCUUUGGCAUUUACCCUACACAGGAAAUCUGAGUUUCUUGUGGCUCUUGCAGAUUAUUCCGUGAAGUGUUUCGAUAAAGAUAGCAAAGAACUGGUAAGCUGGAUGCGAGGACACGAGUCCACAGUCACAUCGAUCUCUGUACACGGUUCUGGCCGGUAUGCCGUCACCACAUCCAGUGACACUGCUCAGCUCUGGGACCUGGACACCUUCCAGAGGAAGAGAAAGCUGAAUGUUCGCCAGUCUGUGGGAAUACAGAAGGUAUUUUUUCUUCCGCUAAGUAAUACAAUCCUGAGCUGUUUUAAGGACAAUUCCAUCUUUGCUUGGGAAAGCGAUACUCUUACCUGCAAAUACCAGCUUCCGCCUCCCGAGGAUGGGUCCAUGGUGCGAUACAAGGCCUUUGCUGUUACAAGGGACGGAAGGAUGUUGGCAGCUGGAGGAAAAUCCAACAACGUGCAUUUGUGGUGUCUGACCUCCAAGCAGCUAUUCAGAGUCCUCCAGAUGCCCGGUACGGUGCGGAGUGUGCGCCAGCUCCUGUUCCUUCCUGACAGCUUUGAUGGAGGGUCCAGUCAGGUUUUAGGUGUGCUCAGUCAAGAUGGGAUAAUGAAGUUCAUCAGUAUCCAAACAUGCAAACUUGUGUUUGACAUUGGAAGCCAUGAUGAUGGCAUUGUGACUUCUUCUGUUAGCCCAAAUGGACGAUACAUAGCCAGUGUCAUGGAUAACGGCAGUGUGAAUUUGUACAGCGUUCAGGCUCUGACUAAGGAAAUCAAUAAGCCUCCGCCACCACUUGUAAAAGUGGUUGAUUUAAGUAAAGACAAGGACUCCACAAUGGAAAAGUCUAAAGCCAGCAGUAGGAAAGUUAAAGUGUCAUCGAGCCGGAUAUGUCGCCCAUGGAAGUCGAAGGAAGAAAUAGUGAAGACCCGAAUUUUGCGCCCAGAUGGGGAUGAUAACGACAGUAAUAAAGAGAAUUCAUUGCCAACUGGACUGAACAAGCAGCGCCUUUUAGCGUUAUUGAAGGGCUUUGGGGAGUAUCCAACGAAAUACAGGAUGUUUAUCUGGCGCUCACUGCUCCAGCUACCAGAGAACCAUGCAGCUUUCAGCAGCCUUACUGACAAAGGCACCCAUCCCCAGUACCAUCAACUUCACCAGGAAUACCCCAUUAAGAGCAGGAAGCUCCUGAGAGUGUUACAAAGGACACUUUCAGCCUUGGCUCACUGGUCUGCCAUAUUUGGAGAGACCAAAUACUUACCUCUGAUGGCCUUCCCAUUUGUCAAGCUUUUUCAGAACAAUCAGCUCAUCUGUUUUGAAGUUGUGGCUACUGUCAUAACUAACUGGUGUCAGCAUUGGUUCGAAUACUUUCCUAAUCCACCAAUCAACAUCCUCGGCAUGGUUGAGAAUGUUUUGGCGCAUCACGACAAGGAGGUUCUUCAGCAUUUUGUGAAUUUUGGCGUUACGUCCCAGAUUUAUGCCUGGCCACUCCUGGAAACUCUGUUCUCUGAGGUUUUAACCAGAGAAGAAUGGCUGAAGUUGUUUGAUAAUGUGUUCUCCAACCAUCCCUCCUUCCUGCUGAUGGCGGUAGUGGCCUAUGUCCUGUGCUCACGCUCUCCUUUACUGCACUGCAACCAGAAGGAAGACAUAGAGUAUUUUUUCCAUCACCGGAAUAACCUGGAUAUCAAUCUGAUGAUUAAAGAAUCAUACCAUCUAAUGGACGCCACCCCAGCCGAGAUCCACCCUCAGCGUCUUCUCAGUGAAUUUGUGCCCCUCACUAAGGGACAGUAUCCCAUAUUCAAUAAAUACCCCAAAUUCAUUGUGGAUUAUCAGAGUCAGGAGAGAGAGAGGCUUCACCAGGAGGAACUGGAAUAUUUACGAGAGAAACAAAUAACCCAUGAAGUAGAGGCAGAAGCAAUAAAACGCAGAGCUGAAGAUGAAGCCUGGUAUCAACAGCAAGAACUCCUCCGAGGAGCAGAGCAACAGAGACGCCAACUACUAAUGGAUGAGGAGAAAAGGCUGCUGUACCAGAGACAGAGGUUGGCAACUGUCAAACGAGAUCUCAAAUUAAAGGAGCUCCAGGUUCUGGAUGGUGCACGAAGGCGAUUUUCAAGACACCAGCAGGAUCAGCGCAAGAUGGAGCUCAAACGCCUGGAUGAUGAGAUUGAACGCAAAAUGUGCAUACGAGAAAGAGAAACUGCGACGGUCAUGCAAGAUGUGGAGCUCAAACAGAUGGAACUGGAGGCCCAGAGACGCUUCUAUGACCAAGUAGGUUCUAAUCCUAGGUGUCUCUGGAUGUUCUGUUAUUGUGUAUUUAAUUACGUGUAUCCCAUAGACCCCCAUUUUUUAGAAACUGUUAUAACAGAGGUGAUUCUAGUUCGUAGUGAAAGUGACUUUACAACCACAUUUAUUCUGUUACUUACGCUUAUUUUUCUCCCACUUCUUGGUAAUUGGAGCACUGUCAAUGUAACCGGUGUAUUUCACAGCUGCCCCGGUGGGAAGGCCAAGUCACAAGUGCCUUCCAGGGAGAUCAUGUCUAUACAGUGUGAGAUCUCACCAGAUUUUGGAGGAAAAGUUUUUUUUUUCUCACAUGACUGUUUAUGUGCUGCAAUAUCCCUUCAGUUGCUGGAAGAGAGUUUGGCAAAAGCCGAUCAUCUGUGCUCGGGGACCGAGUGGAAAAUGAAAGCUCUUCACAAACAACAGCAGGACGACCUAAAGCGCAGCAAACAUUAUGAAGAAAUGUUGAAACUGACCGAAGGUAUUAAAGAGCAGGAGAAGCAGCUGCAUGAUGUCGUCAAAGAGCUGGAAACCCAAAAGUGGGCUGAGGCGUCUAACAGACUUGGGCAGCUAGAAACAGAACAAUUUGCAAAAUCCACACAAGAUGCUGAAAGGAGGACGUUUUUGCGCACAGGAACAGUACAGGAGGUGGCAGCAGAGGACAUCUUACUACAGACUGACAAGGAAUAUUAUGACCGAGUUCUGAAUCAUGGAGUGCCCACAAGGAAUUCUUUACGGGAAGAGGCAGAUGGUCAGAAGAAGACAGGAAAUGUGUGUUUAAAUGAUGUGUCCUCCUCUGACUCCUCCACCCACUUUUCUUUGGAUCGAGGAAGGGGAGAUUUGGAGACUAAAGAGCGUGUUCUCCUGUCAGAAGUACGAGAGCUCAGACAGAAGUUGGCUUCCCAGGCUCGCAAUAAGUAUCCGACCUCUCUUCACUCAGACACACUAUGGACUUGAUACUGAUCUUGUUACAAAGUUCUUUCAAUGCGAUUUGUAUUUAUUUUAUUUUUCACAGUUUGACUGUGUUUUGUACAGUUUUGUUUUAUUAAACUCAGUUAAUAAAAUCAGUCUUUGAAUAAAAAAUAAAAAAACACAA
This is a messenger RNA of Rana temporaria (common frog), 4559 nucleotides long. RefSeq names its product TBC1 domain family member 31 (gene TBC1D31). The transcript is spliced from 22 exons. Gene Ontology annotation, molecular function: protein binding. Lineage: Eukaryota; Metazoa; Chordata; Amphibia; Anura; Ranidae. The coding region runs from base 941 to 4420 and encodes 1159 amino acids. Gene Ontology annotation, cellular component: centrosome. The record is from RefSeq and is a predicted model, not a curated record.